AUGUUUAGAACGAAGAUCAAUUUCGGGUUGAAAAGGUUUCCAUUGAAGCUACGCAGGUUCAAUUCUAAUUCUACCAGUUCUCCGGUGAAAAAUGCUUAUUUGCAGAAGCCGAUUAUCUUUGUCGGAGGUGCGCUCUGUGGUGUCAUUGCAAUGCACUUUCUUGGUGGGCAAAGAGUAGCCUCCAGUAUUCAAGAGGAAUUUAAAGCUGCUGAUGAUGUGACAAUUGCAACUGCCAAACACUUUGCUGAGAAGCGAAAGGAAGAUAGGUCUACUUUACCAUUGAAUGAGUUGAGUCUGCCUCAGUACGCGAGCUUGGAUCAGAUAGAUACUGCCGUAGCCAGGAUAAAGUCAAUUGUUGAGGUUGUAAGCAACGACCAGGCAGAAUUGGACUCGCAUUCAGAUACAUACUUCAAUUCCCAUCACCCUUCCCCCACUGAAAGGCCAAGAUAUAUUGUUUACCCUAAACUGACAGAAGAAGUUUCCCAGGUAUUAAAAAUUUGCCAUGAGUUUAGGAUCCCGGUUAUCCCAAUAUCUGGCGGUUCGUCUUUGGAAGGACAUUUCAUCCCAACUAGGGGUGGGAUCUCACUUGACAUGACUGGAAUGAACCAAAUUGUCAACUUGAAUGAGAAUGAUUUGGAUAUGACUGUCCAAACGGGUGUGGGAUGGGAGACCUUGGCUGAUUACCUUGAACCAUAUCGGUUGAUGUUUGGACCGGACCCUGGCCCAGGAGCUAAUAUUGGAGGAAUGUGUGCUACAAACUGUUCUGGAACCAAUGCUUCCAAAUAUGGAGAAUGUUAUAAAAAUAUAUUAAGCUUAACUGUUGUAUUGGCAGAUGGAACUAUAGUUAAAACUCGUCAGAGACCCAAAAAAUCUUCUGCUGGAUACAAUUUGACAUCUUUAUUUAUCGGUAGUGAAGGAACUCUUGGAGUUAUUACUGAGGCUACUAUCAAGCUUCACGUUAAACCAGCAUUUGAAACUGUCGCAGUUGUGCCCUUCCCUAAAAUUGAGUUGGCUGCAGAGGCUGUCAAUUCUAUUUUGAAACAUGGAAUUGAACUUAACGCAAUGGAAUUGAUGGAUGAUAAGAUGUUGAAGUGUGUAAACGAAAGUGGUGGGACUACUAGAAAGUGGACUGAAUUGCCUACGUUGUUUUUCAAGAUAGGAGGUUCAAAUGAGGCCAUCAUAAACAAUUUGGUUGCUCAAUUGAAAGGUAUUACUGCAAAGUAUGGAAAUAAGGAAUUCUUGUUUGCUACAGAUAGCGAUGAAAAAGAGGAAUUAUGGGCCGCAAGAAAAGUAGCUCUUUGGUCCACGAUUGAUCAAGGAAAACUAAAGAAUGAGAAUAUUCAGCUUUGGACUACAGAUGCAGCUGUGCCAAUUUCCAGAUUACCCCAAUUUCUUAAGGAAACAAAGCAAGAUAUUGACUCUCACGGGUUAGAAAAUACUUUAGUUGCCCAUAUUGGAGACGGGAAUGCUCACAGUUUCAUUUUGUAUGACCCAAGCCAAAGAGCAAUUGCCGAAAAAGUGGUAGAUAACAUGGUAAGGAGAGCCAUUAACUUUCAGGGCACAUGUACUGGGGAGCAUGGAAUUGGGCUAGGCAAACGUGAAUUCUUGUUGGAGGAACUCGGUGAUGUUCCAGUUGACUUAAUGAGGAAAUUAAAGCUUAGCUUGGAUCCUUUAAGAAUUUUAAAUCCAGAUAAGAUCUUCAAAAUCGAUCCUAAUGAACCUGCAGAGUAUCACAAUUAA
Messenger RNA from Dujonia railenensis, 1740 nucleotides. The record is from the annotation of a GenBank genome assembly. Lineage: Eukaryota; Fungi; Ascomycota; Pichiomycetes; Serinales; Debaryomycetaceae.